Bactrocera dorsalis (oriental fruit fly) is the source of this 3340-nucleotide messenger RNA. RefSeq lists its product as uncharacterized. Gene Ontology annotation, molecular function: DNA-binding transcription factor activity; RNA polymerase II cis-regulatory region sequence-specific DNA binding. Gene Ontology annotation, biological process: regulation of transcription by RNA polymerase II. The record is from RefSeq and is a predicted model, not a curated record. Lineage: Eukaryota; Metazoa; Arthropoda; Insecta; Diptera; Tephritidae. The transcript has 3 exons. Bases 161 to 1780 code for a protein of 539 amino acids.
CGGAGUGUAUAUAAGUCAAAAUGAUUUAUUUUUUUAUAGCCAAAGUAUUGUGAUGAUUUUAUUGUCUUGGGAUACAAUUUGUUUAUUAGUUUAGUGAUUAUUAUUUUUUAAUAUUCGCGAGGUGUUAGUUAUAGUGUUUGAUAUACUAACUACUUAACCGAUGGAAGCAGCAGCGAUGGCGCCUACAUCUAAAGCUCUGCCUAACAAUACUGCAGCUGCUUCAGAUGUAUCUUUGCGCUUUUAUUCGUUCUUGCCUUGCACACAGCCAAAAAAAACUCUGACCAACAGUUCAAAAACAAGUGGUUAUAGCACGGAUACAAGUGGUGUGCUUGUUAUCAACGAUAGCGACGAUGAAGACUCAUCGACUAUAUCUGCCGCUUCAGAGCCACAAUUUGAGUUUUUAUGCGAAAUAGAUGUUGACAAAAAUGUUGCGCUUCCACGACCUAUCGAGCUAAAAGUGGAGUGUAAAAAGGAGCCCAACCAUGAUUACAUUAAUCAACAGCACCAGCAGCAAAAGGAUAAAAUAUGUAAUGAAAAAAAUCAAUCAUCAAUUCAUACAGCAGCGACAACGGAUUAUAGUGAUUGUGAGGAUGAGCUUUUAGCAUUGUGUAAAAUUGAGCCAGUUUGUGAUCUAAACGAAGUCUUGCCACAUACAACGAACGCCGAACAUGAGAACAAUCACUAUAUUUACUUCAUCUGCCCACAAUGUGGUGAACGCUACGAUGCACAUUCACAUUGGCGGCGCCACAUAGAGAUGGUGCAUCAGUUGGGCGAUAAUAGAAAUUGGAAUUUCAAACGGCGACCGAACAAUGAGUUCGAAUGUGCCAAAUGCCACGAAACGUUUACACGUUGUACGCUAAAAACAUUGCAACAGCAUCACUUUACACACUUGCCGCACAAAGUGUAUCAUUGCAAAUUGUGUCCGUACCAGGAGCAUAGUAUGUUUUUGUUGAUUUCGCAUAUUAUGUUGCACAAGGAGAGAGAUGCCAGCUGCAGCGCUAGUGUCAAAAAUAGUAAUGACGCGCCGACAGCACGUGAAAUAGCGCUGUGGGAGCACGAGAGUCGCGCUUUAAUUUCAUACAUAUGUCCGGCUUGCGGUUUAACUUUUGAGACCGAGGAUGCUUGGCAGGCGCACAUAAAUUUUAGUCACAACUUCCUAGAAAAGACGGCGGAAAAUCGUUUCGGUGAUCAUUUCAAAUGCUCCGAAUGCUCGGUCGAGAUCUUCUCGCAGCACAUUGCCGAUCUGCAGCAACAUCUAUUCACACAUCUACCCUUCAAAUCAUAUUUCAAAUGCAAAAUAUGCAGUUUUACUAUAUCGCGACGAAACUUCAUGCUCUCUCACAUAUUGAACUUACACAAAGCACAUUUAACACCCAGCGCCAUUCCAAGUGGCGACACCGUUUUAACGCCAGCCACAUCAACCACAACAUCAGUUACCGGUGUAUCACCUGCAGUCGUCACAACAACCACAACGAUCACCUCAUCGCCUGGCGAAAGCAUAAACGACAGUCAUAUUUCAUCUGGUAGUUUGGUGGAAUCCGAGGAUAUAAAUGCAAAUUCCAUAAGUGUUUAUAAUGAUGGAAGAAGCUUGCGUAGAAUUUCAGUGCCAUCUCAGCCCAUGAACAUUACAUAUGCCAACAGCGAUCUGCUAAAGAUGCCGUUUAAAGUGACUAAAAGCAAAGGCUCUUUUAGAUGUAGGAAAUGCACCAAACAUUAUAUGUAUCGAAAGAGUUACGAUAAGCAUAUCCGUUACUGCAGCCUUAUGAAUUCAACGUUUUAAGUGAUAUGCAGGCUGUAUUGAAAUUGCUUAGCAAACAUACAAACAUAUUUAGGCAUAUACAUGUAUGUCUAUAACGUGGGUGUGCCAGGCAUCACUAGAAUAACCAAAAGUCAUAAAUAACAAAGAGUAACGUAUAAUUUUUUUCUCACUCACAUUCCAUUUUCAAGCAUCUACAUUUCAUUUACGCGUGUGCAUGUGCUUGCCUGUGUGUGUGUGUGUGUGUAUAGUUUGGUGUGUGGCAAGUCAAUAUUUUUUUAACAUACACAUACAGUUAUAUUUUCACUUAGCAUUGUUUUAAAUGAUAAGCUUUUUAGAUAGUUAGCACUACGUUGCAGUUGAAAUCUCACACCUCCACCCACGCACACACACACACUAACACACAUAAGUAUAUAUAUUUAUUAAACUGUAAGCUAUUCUUUAACUAUUGUUUCCUGUUUUGACUAUAAUUUAAGUGAAAAUUACUUUUAUUAUAUAAAUUUUUUGUUACAUAGAUUCUAGAUAUAUUGAUUUAUGGAAAUAUUUUCAUCAUUUACAAUUUCGGGCGAACGGAAAAGACAUUAUCCUCCUAACUUGUAUUAAGCUGCGUUAAGUACAAAACUUGAAAAUGUGUAUUUUUUCAAAUCAGAAAACAAUGAAAUAAAAACAACACAAUGAAUUUUUGCGUAAAAAAUAUUUCUAUAAUAAUAUUUCCAUACAUUUUAUGCUUAUUCUAAAAUAUAUAUGUAUGUAUGUCUAUAUGUAUAUAUGGGUACAUGUGAUUCGAGCAUCAAUCGUGAUAAAAAAUUUAAAUAUUAGCACAACACAUUCGUAUACAUUUGCAUACAUUUCACAUUGAAUAUUGUUCUAAACAAAGCGCCACGCCGUAAACACACCGUGAGCAUUUUCAAAAAAUCGUAGCCGUAAGCAAAACUUUAAACACAUACACACCGAGCGUGUCAACACAAUGUAUACGCUUAGUAUUCGCCAUAAACAGUUUACAGUGACGUCACAUAUCGUUCAAGUUGCGAUUCUCAUUUCGUCCGAAAUUCGUGUCGCGCAAAUAGUGUGCGGUCUGCUCGCUUAUCAGCGACAUCACAAUCGUUUUAAGGCUCAGCACCGAGGCUAACUUGUACUUGAGCGCCACCGACUUGACCAAAGCCACCAAUUGCGCCAAAUGCUCAUCCAUGCGCGCGCCGAUGCGAUGAUGCUGCGCGUACAGUUGAAAGCUAGUUGUGAAUAAAUUCAAUUUAGUUUGUUAGUGUUUUGAGUUUCGAAAUGAAGUUUAUAAACAAAUGUGUAAAUAAUAAAAAGCAAAAACAAUUUGCUUAACAUUCAUAAACUUAUUUGAAUUGAAAUAACCAAACUGUCUUAGAAGAAGUAACUACACAGCUAAUACAGUAAUCUUUAAAUGACGCCUAAAUGUAUGCUAAGAAGUAGUGUUAGUUAACGCGCUGCUAUUAGCGGUGAUUCGUUAUUUUAUUUGCUGUUGGAAAUUUAAUUUAUUUUUACGUUGAACUUUUAAGAUUUCGCAAAUGUUUUUUUUCUUAAUAAAUAUUAAUUAAUUUAUAAAAAAAAUAAUAA